Molecule: messenger RNA, 963 nt
Organism: Salvelinus namaycush (lake trout)
Lineage: Eukaryota; Metazoa; Chordata; Actinopteri; Salmoniformes; Salmonidae
Product: sideroflexin-1-like
Exons: 10
Coding region: 4-963 (319 amino acids)
Biological process (GO): serine import into mitochondrion; monoatomic ion transport
Cellular component (GO): mitochondrial inner membrane
Molecular function (GO): monoatomic ion transmembrane transporter activity
Source: RefSeq, a predicted model, not a curated record
AGGAUGUCUGGAGUUCUGUCCCUGGACAUUAACAUCAAGGAGCCACGAUGGGACCAGAGCACGUUCAUGGGCCGCGCCCAGCACUUCUUCUUCGCCACUGACCCCAGGAACAUUCUAAAGUCCUCUGAGACCCUGGAGGAUGCACGGGUUACUGUGAAGAAAUACAUGUUAGGAGUGGUGAAGCCAGGUCUGACAGAAGAUGAGCUGUGGAGAGCCAAGUACAUCUAUGACUCUGCCUUCCACCCUGACACCGGCGAAAAGAUGGUGGUGGUGGGACGCAUGUCUGCCCAGGUCCCCAUGAACAUGACCAUCACCGGCUGCAUGCUCACAUUCUACAGGACGACUCCAGCCAUUGUGUUCUGGCAGUGGGUGAACCAGUCCUUCAACGCUGUGGUCAACUACAGCAACCGCAGUGGAGACGCUGCCCUCACCACCAAUCAGUUGGCUGCAGCGUACAUCAGUGCCACCACAGGAGCUGUAGUCACAGCCCUGGGACUCAAGUCUCUAGCCAAGCGCCUUCCAGCCGUCAUGAGCCGGUUCGUCCCUUUCUUUGCUGUAGCGGCUGCCAACUGUAUCAACAUCCCCUUCAUGAGGCAGAGGGAGCUGAAGUACGGCAUUCCAGUGACAGAUGAGGAAGGGAACCGGUUAGGAGAGUCAGUCACCGCUGCCAAGUCAGGCAUCAUCCAGGUGGUGGUGUCCAGGAUUGGCAUGGCUGUGCCAGCUAUGGCUAUCCCACCUGUGAUAAUGAACGCCCUGGAGAAGAAAGCUUUUAUGAAGCGCUUCCCAGUCCUAAACGCCCCAGUACAGGUGGGUCUGUGCCUGGUGUUUGCAACUCCUCUGUGCUGUGCCCUCUUCCCACAGAAGAGUUCUAUGGCUGUGAGCAGCCUGGAGACAGAUCUUCAGGAGAGGAUACUACAUAGCAGUCCCCACACUUCUACUGUCUUCUUCAACAAAGGCCUUUAG